AUAUCUCCUCAAGUCUCGCACUCUGCCCCCGUUUCCAGCGUCCAGUCACCUAGCUCCAUAUCCAAUGCCUGCCCGAGCAAGUCCUUGACCAGCGCUAAUCUUGGCCCUCCACGUAGGCAACAUCGUCAAAUCAUCUCAAAUCAGAUCAUCUCUGUGCUGCUCGGGCAUGAUCUGGUAGAAAUGUACAUCUGCAGGACUAGGAACAUACGAAAACGUUUCUGGCCAACUUUUGACGCAAAGGGGGGAAGAAAAUUACCUCUACCCUUCGAAGAGACUCCCUUCCCUUCCAUUUGAUUGAUGGACGGAGGAAGCCAUCAGUUCUGCUCCUUCCUUUCCUUCCUCCACUCCACUGCCUGACUGUACGUUGCACCGACAGCAUACACUCCGUCCAGAUUCUGGUCUUUCUAUGCACUCAUUCUGAUUCACUUUACACCUCAUUCUUAGAAACACACCUAUCCUGUCCAUCCUUAGCAGGAAAACACGCCAAUCGACUUCGCUUUCGUGUCUGCAUUCGUGCUCGCUUCCCUGCCUUGCCUUUCUGCCUAGAUCGUUCGACAACAGUGCAGCAUUUGCUGGACUUCACCUGGUCGGCAACGAUGAGCACAGCAUGCUUAUCCCUUAGCAGAGCGGAGCAAGUUGUUUCUCCCUUAGCUCUACCCCUCCAACCGACGCAUUCAUGUCAGGCUCGCUCACUGACACUCCCUCACUCACCGCCAUUGCCGUCCACGUUCAGUCUUGUGGCAGGUGUCAUUCAUUGUCACGCUUACAUGUUGCGCUUUCUCCUUUCUGACAGCACCGUCAGUCUCUUUCCCUCCACCAGUGUCGUGGGAGAUCGGAGGAAUCUCCCUGGUCCUCUCUUCAACCGCUCAUCUUGAUUUUUUUAAGCGUUCCACGUCAUUGGACGGCACAGCCCUUGCUUUAGAUGUUCGGCGAAGGUCAUUCACACAGUUUAGCUCGCCUCAACGGUACCGACUCCCUUCCAAGCCAUGCAUUCGUCCAGCCCAGCAGUACGUAAGCCCGAACUUUCGAAGGCCACUCUAGAUGAAGGAUGAUUCGACGUGUCACUGCCAAGCAAGCAUGCCCUCCCCUCUGCUUCUUCCAUCGCGACUCCUUUACACCUAACCAUCACGAAUAGUUCAUUGAAUAAAGCCAUGCACUGCCCACCGUACCACCACGAAUUUCACUCUGGCUUGGAGAGAGGUGCAUGGAACCACCGUCCUACAAGAAACACAAAUGCAUCCAACACACUCCGGCGAGGAAGGCGAGCGAAUGCAGCAAACCCUUAGAGAAAUGUAUUUCUUACUCGCCAAUCAUACAUGUGACAACACAAGAAGGAUGACAGACAAAUAUGUUCUGUACCCUUGGUUUCAAACAAGCAUGUAAGUAGCUCACGAGAUGUAGAGAGCGAAUUGAAGUGAUUAGACCGUGCAACACU
Molecule: messenger RNA, 1435 nt
Organism: Closterium sp. NIES-67
Lineage: Eukaryota; Viridiplantae; Streptophyta; Zygnematophyceae; Desmidiales; Closteriaceae
Source: the annotation of a GenBank genome assembly